AUGUCAGGGGGGUCUUAUGAUAGGGCUAUAACUAUAUUUUCACCUGAUGGACAUCUUUUCCAAGUGGAAUACGCUCAAGAAGCCGUAAAGAAGGGUUCCACUGCUGUAUGUAAAAAACUUCUUCGUCGGUGUUUUCAUUGUGUCGAACAACUUCUCUCCUUUUGUUAAUUUUCUGCGAAUUGGAAGAUUGAUAAAGAACUAUUUUAUAGGUUGGAGUCCGUGGUAAAAACAUUGUUGUUCUCGGAGUAGAGAGAAAAGCGGUUGCCAAACUUCAAGAACCAAGAACAGUCAGAAAAAUCUGUUCGCUGGAUGACCACGUUGUCAUGGCUUUUGCAGGUAAUGGAGUAUUUCUGAAAAGAAUCAACAAUUUGUCCUUCCUUCAAGAUUUUUCGUCAUUUUUUAUCAGGUUUGACGGCGGACGCUAGAAUUCUGGUGAAUCGAGCUCGGGUCGAGUGUCAAAGCCAUAAGCUAACCGUAGAAGAUCCUGUGACAUUAGAGUACAUAACAAGAUAUAUUGCGACGCUAAAGCAGGUACGAAGAAACAUAUUUUUCCCUUUUGGUGCGAAGAGUUUGAUUCAUGUCGUAUCAAGAGAAGAGUGAGUAGGUUUUUCCCGAGGUGAUUGACCGAGUGGUGGACACAGUCAUGGGAAGUGUUGAUUUAGCUAAAUUUUUUCCCUUACUUUCGUCAAAUCCCAUAUGGUCUAGUGGUUAGGAUCCGGCGCUCUCACCGCCGUGGCCCGGGUUCGAUUCCCGGUGUGGGAACGACACUUCUUUUCAUUUUUUUUUUUUUGUUUUCUUUGCAUAGUUUUUCACAAUUUUUGUCUUGUGCAUAUUUACUCUUUCUAACCCCAACUAAAUGUUAUUUUCUAUUUUUAUCAUUGUUGAUUAGCGUUACACUCAAAGCAAUGGUCGCCGCCCUUUUGGUAUUUCUACACUCAUUGUUGGAUUUGAUUAUGAUGGUACACCUCAUCUUUAUCAGACUGACCCAUCAGGAACAUAUCAUGCAUGGAAGGUAGUUAAACUGUAAUCAUAUCAACCUUAUAUAGUUACAUAAUUUAGCAUUAUCAACUGAGUUGAUAGCUAUAAUUGACUGACAGAUAAAAAGUUACUCCCUGUUAAUUACUGAAUUUUUCAAGACCAGAACUAGUACCUUAGCCCUUUAACUCCCAGAAGUGAUUUACCAGUAACUUCUCCCUAAAAUAUCUAUUCAUAAUCCAGCAAACAGGUAGUGAGAGUGCUUAAAUGUAACAGGUAGAAGUUGUUAUCUUGAUCUAAUGCCAAAUUCUUGCAACUAAUUUACAAGGAAAUGUGUAGCAGCUAGAGUGGAGUAUUAACAAUCAGAUCCUGGGAAUUAAAGGGUUAAGUACAUGGAGAGUUUGGGGUCUGAAUCAUUUAUAAAUGGCUUGUUAAAUUGGAAAGGUUCAGGUGUCACCUUUUGUCUGACUUGUUGGAGAACUUUAACUCUGAAACUGCAAUGGAAGUACUUAGAUUUAGACACCAAAUGCAUUGAUUGGCAGUUAUUCUGGAAAAGUAUCCACAUUGGUUACAAUAUUGUAAAUUUUUUUAACAGUCAACUCUCUUUGAGUUUGCAAAAGUCUCAUAACACAAAAAGUCUUGAACUCAACAUGAUAGCUGCAAUAUCCACUGCAGAUAUUGAAUUUAUGAUGUGAACUUCACACACCCUUUUCCUUUAUAAUGCAUUUUUACCUCUGUACCUCUAUCAUUUGUGUAUCUUUUAUUUAUCAGGCCAAUGCAAUUGGACGCAGUGCAAAAACGGUUCGUGAAUUUCUAGAGAAACACUACACAGAGGAGGUAGCUGACUCAGAUGAUGAAACAAUUAAACUAGCUAUCAAAGCUUUACUUGAGGUGUGUAAAUUUUUGUGGUUUAUGAUUUUCUAUUAACAGAGUAACAGGUGUAUCUGAAGUGCCUGUUGUGGUUUUUGGUGGGUGCAACUGUUACUAAGUUGUUUCAAACAGGUGGUGCCUAUACUCAAAAAUUCAGUGCAUGUGAAGAAAAUCUAUGAUCAGUUAACAUGUUUUUGCAUGUCUGAAAGAGGAUUACAACUUAUUGUCAAUUUGUUUAGCAUGUUUUGUCAUAGGACCAUACAUAUGACAACAGUAUUACCCUUGCAGGUGGUGCAAUCGGGAGGAAAGAAUAUUGAACUUGCUAUUAUGAGAAAUGGUGAAACACUCAAGGUAAACAUUUGCUCGUCAUUAACCACAAGUAAAUGGAGUCUUACAUUACAUAUACUGUGUAGUAAAACUGUGCUGGUGCAUUGUUAGAGAGAUUUCUUGUCCUAAGUAGUCAGUUUCUUGGAAGAAGAGAAAAGACAGAUUUUACACAUUGCUUUAGCAGGAUUUGGAUCAGUUCAAACCACAUAAGAAAAGGUUUUUUAUUUCCAUACAUUAUGAUUUUUCAUUUGAGGAAUAUCAGUAACUUUGCACUUUAUAUGCUCCAGUUCAUGUUUUGAUCUUACAACCAGACACACUUAAGUUGCAAGAAUCCUCAACAGAUGGAAAAGUUUCAUUGGUGCUUAUUUCAAUCUUUGUGUCUCUUGUCAUUCAGAUACUACAACCAGAAGAGGUUGAUAAAUUUGUUGAAAUCAUUGAGAAAGAAAAAGAAGCAGAAGCUGAAAAGAAGAAGAGAGAAAAGGCAUCAGGAUCAGCUAAAUAAAUAGAAUGGACAUUCAUCUUUUAUUUUAUACUCUCAUAUUGCUGUUUUGAAACUAACUUGAUUCUUCCAUUUCUGAUAUAUUGGCAUUUGCGACAACUGAAUGGCACCAUUCAUUACCAUAUAGGGUGAAGCAAUAGCAAAUCCAAGCAACUAAGUUGCCAAAUGUUUCAAUGGUUAUUGUUGGGCUUUCAAGAGCAAUAGAAACAGCUUACUUUUCUUUUAUUGCCCAGAGCCCUCACAAAUAAAAGCGGCAGUGAGUACAGACUAAGUAUUGGUGUGAAGUACUUUUUUAAAGUUUUUGGUUUUUUUUUUAACUUAAAAAAGCUCAAAGAAAUACCACAAUCGUGCUUUACUAAACUGGUGAUGAAUUCCUUGACAUCAAAGAGCAUUUCUUUUGAGAAGAAAGGCCUGCAAGUGAGGACACUAGAAUGGAUUCUUAUAUAUUCCUUUACACUUGUCAAUCCAACAGGUGUUGGGAUAUGGUGCAAAACUGCAGUUUUCACCUCUGAAAAAUGUGAAAAAAAAGUACUUGGAAUAGUUUGCAUAUGCAUUAUGUUCUCAGUCUAGAUAAAAGGAAAAGGGUGACUUGCCUUUUUUGUAGGGUUGUGUUUACCAGGAAAGAGAAAGAAUAAGUCUAUUGGUUAUAAAGUGUUACAAACUGAACAGCACAUAGUUGAUCAUUUCAGUAGGCCAGAUGCUAAGCUGACAGUCUCACAAACUGACCAAUUUUCUGCUUUCUCAGAACUGAUUUGCAAUUUUAGUUUGACUCCCAAUUUGAGAACUGAUACAUGGACUUUGCUCCUCACAAAUGUAGAGUCUGUAACAUUUCUAUCAGUGGUUUUUACUUUGUUUCUGUCUUCUCAACUGAGCUGUUUAAACAUCAACAACAUUGAAUCCUAAAACAUUUAUUUUCUUUUCAUCUCACAACGUAAUUGCAUUAACUCUUGAACUCCUAGAAGUGAUUAACAUGUGACUUCUCCUAUAAUAACCAUACAUUAUCCACCAAACAGGUAAUGAGAAUUCUCAAACUCAAUUGGUUGAAGUCUUUGGAUCAAUUUCAGCAUCUGACCAACUGUGAACCAACACCUCUCCUAAACCAACAACAAGUUAGGGGAGGGGUGGGUGGACAAUUGCUCAGAUACUGAUUUUGAUCUAAGUGUUAUCUUGAUCUGACACCAAAUUCUCAUAACUUGUUCAUGAGGAAAUGCAUAGUAGCUAAAGGGAAGAAUUUACAUUUGAGGUCUUGGGAGUUAAGGGAGUAAUGCAUGAACCAACAAGAGAACAAGUCUAUGAUGGCUCUUAAUUCGCUGAUUAAAAUCCAAAUGUAGUUUUGUUAUUGUAACUUUGUUUGAUUAAUUUGUUUGUUUUGAAGGUCAAAAACAAACUCCAGGCAGUUGAAAGUUAUUGAAAUCUAAAGUCUGCACAUUUGUCUUAUUGAUUGUGUUGGCCAUUGUAUUUUCCACAACAUUGUUUGAUACAUUUACACAACACUUUCUCAUCAUGUACCAUGGGG
Molecule: messenger RNA, 4187 nt
Organism: Pocillopora meandrina
Lineage: Eukaryota; Metazoa; Cnidaria; Anthozoa; Scleractinia; Pocilloporidae
Source: the annotation of a GenBank genome assembly